Lymnaea stagnalis (great pond snail) is the source of this 4392-nucleotide messenger RNA. The record is from the annotation of a GenBank genome assembly. Lineage: Eukaryota; Metazoa; Mollusca; Gastropoda; Lymnaeidae.
AUACUAGAAUCUGAUCAUCAAUUGCCAUGGACAAUGUGUUAGCUUUGUGACAGGACUGCAAAUAUAUUUCUAUAUAUAUAUAUAUCUAUUGGAUUUCAUUGUGGAGUCGAAUCUUUACUUGACCGGAGUAAAUUUUGAUUUCCCAUAGGCGUAGCUUGAAGAUGUACUUAUUUGGUCAUUGCUCUGCACUGGUCAUUGUUAUUUGGAUGUGCUGCCAUGUUGUCUUGGUGCAGGUUAGUGAAAGACGAUUUUAACCAUAACAAUAAGAUUUAUGCGUAUUAAAAUAUCUAAGUCCUUCGAUGUUUAUAACAGGCCGUCACAUGGACCAUGCAACCCCUGGGGGCUGCAAAAGGGUGGGGGGUGAGGGGGCUCAGAUAGUUUAGGUGCCCAAAGGUUGCUAUGUGUUAAAAUAUUAAAUUAUCCAUCUUGUUUGGACGGGACAUAAAGCCCCUGAAAAUGGAGGAGGUCCCCAAAAGUUGCUAUGUGUUAAAAUAUUAAAUUAUCCAUCUUGUUUGGACGGGACAUAAAGCCCCUGAAAAUGGAGGAGGUGCCCAAAAGUCACGCAGGAGUUCUGAUGUUUAAUGAACAAAAUGUCUGUCCUUCAAAUAUAUUUGUCUUUAUUGAAACAUGUUUUUCGUUCGAAUAUGUUUGUCUUUAUUGAAAAUUGUUUGACAGAAAACAUUGUAACUGUUGAACUGUAAUAAAGGUUUCACAGAAAAUAACUAAUUUGAUCGCAGCUUUUCUUUGUUUCAACAAUGCAGCGUUUUUUGUCAACGAACUAGAUCUGGAUAUUGUCGACAUAUUAUCGCAACAGUGGCGACCAUGAGAUGGGUUUCAUUGGGAAGGGGGAAUAACCCCCCCCCCCCCCCCCCCCCCCCCCCCCUUUUUUUUUUUUUUUUUUUUCUACAAAACAAAAAACGGAAAAAAAAAAAAAAAAAAAAAAAUUGACAUGGUAAAUAACACAAAAAAAUUACUCGAUUUUUAAAAAAAUUAUUUUCAUAUAUUUAUGGACACGUGGUUCGACCGAACAGCGACCCUGACACUCGGUCAGACAAUCAAUUUUAAGAACCCACAAUAAUAAUAAUAAUAAUUAUAAUAAUUAUAAUCCUUCUAAAAUUCAUUCUUAAAUAAUCACAUCAUUUGAUUAUUCAGUUUGCUGAAAAAUGUUCAAUAUUUUGUUAGCAAUAUUAUUAUUGACCAGUCAACAAUGUUCUAACAAUUUUUUUAAAAGUAAAUUUGUGUAUUACUAAUACAUUCAAUCUGAAAUCCAGAAUUAGAUACCAAUACCAUGCCUGACGUGACCCACACUCAACAGCAGUAAACAAUUUACCUAGUCCAAGGUCUAAAAGGGAAGGGGGUUAUCUUCCUACACUCAGGUUGGGGGGGGGGAAGAAAUAGACGCCCCUGAGCGGGGUAGGUAUGUUCGAAUUUUACCGGAUGGAAUAAACUUUUGUUCACAAAAUAAGCUAUCGAGUUUUUUAAGACGCGUUAAACAUUUCACCAUUUAGCACAAGAACUCCGGCAAGGAACUCGCAAAAACAAAAGCCAAAGGGGCGGGAGAUUUAAGACAAGAUGGCGGUAGACGUUAAAAUAUUUGCAGGCGUCAUCUUAACAGGUUACUGCUGCUGCUGAAAUACAAAUCCGCAACUUUGUUUAAAAAUCAGGGAAAUUUUGAUGGAUUUUAGUGAAACUACCAUGCAUUUUAGUGAAACUACCAUGGAUUUUUGUGAAACUACCAUGGAUUUUAGUGAAAUUACCAUGGAUUUUAGUGAAACUACCAUGGAUUUUAGUGAAACUACCAUGGAUUUUACCGAAACUACCAUGGAUUUUACCGAAACUACCAUGCAUUUUAGUGAAACUAUCAUGGAUUUUAGUGAAACUACCAUGGAUUUUAGUGAAACUGCCAUGCAUUUUAGUGAAACUAUCAUGGAUUUUAGUGAAACUACCAUGGAUUUUAGUGAAACUACCAUGGAUUUUAGUGAAACUAUCAUGCAUUUUAGUGAAACUACCAUGGAUUUUAGUGAAACUACCAUGGAUUUUACCGAAACUACCAUGGAUUUUACCGAAACUACCAUGCAUUUUAGUGAAACUACCAUUGGAUUUUAGUGAAACUACCAUGGAUUUUAGUGAAACUACCAUGGAUUUUAGUGAAACUACCAUGCAUUUUAGUGAAACUACCAUGGAUUUUAGUGAAACUAUAAUGGAUUUUAGUGAAACUACCAUGGUUUUUAGUGAAACUGCCAUGGAUUUUAGUGAAACUACCAUGGAUUUUAGUGAAACUACCAAGGAUUUUACCGAAACUACCAUGGAUUUUACCGAAACUACCAUGCAUUUUAGUGAAACUACCAUGCAUUUUAGUGAAACUACCAUGGAUUUUAGAAGUUCCCUAAGUCGGAGUAUUUUUGUUUUUUUUUUAAACGCACUUAUGGUUAUCAUCCUGUAUUAAGUUUAAAAAAAAUAAUCUUUAUUUAAAAUUAAACAAAGAAAUAAAUACUAUGUAAUCUGUAACAACGGUGUAACGAGAGGUAACAUCAGUGUAACGAGAGGUUACAUCAGUGUAACGAGAGGUUCCUCAGAGGGGGGAAAACCGAAGAGCUUAAAUUAUGGGUUUUUAUUUAGAAGCUGUGAGUGAGUUUAAGCGCUCAUUCCACUUUAUUUGAGUAACACAGAUUUAAUUAUGAUGAUGUAAAUAAUUCUGCAACCCUAUACUAACCAUCAUACAAUGAGCUCCCUCCGAGCAACGUUCUUAAUUUUUCACAGAUUCCCCGUUGUAAAAUAAAUAUUUAAAACAUUUAAUAAUAAAUAGGAAAGUUUGAAUUCUGUUUUAGCCCAUCACAAACUAUCACAAACUCAUGCUCUAUUUCAGGUCGAUGCAGUUUCACCGACCAGCACCCACUUUUUUCCCGAAAAUAAAAGGAAAUUGAAUAAUAAUAUUAUUUUAUUUUUAUUGAUUUAGUUUCUUAAACAUUUUUUUUUUUUGGGGUCUUAAAAACUAUUUUUGAAAAUUAUCCCACCAACCCGUUUCAGUUGUAAUGUAAUGUGAAAUAAGGAAUGGCAUUGCUGGAGAUGGUCCGCUUAAAAAUAUUUUAUUGCUCUCAUCACGUGGGUUACUAUUUACCAUAAUUAAUUGUUAUCAUAAAUAUGAAACAAAAUUUAAACUUUUUUUUUCUAAUUGAAGAUAUCAGAAUCAUUUUAAAUUUAACCAUUAAUCAUAAUCAUGACAUUACUUUUUUGUUCGCCAUUUUCCUAAAAAAAAAUUUUUUGUGUGAAUCGUUUUCUUACGAUAGAAAAAUGACCACGAUUUAUUCCUUAUGUUCUGGCAGGGUUUCCCACAGGCCAACAGAGGAAUGAGGAAGAGAGUCAUAACUAAAAGGAGCUACGCCAGCAAACAGCUCACCUCUGAGCUUCACACGAGUAGUCGCCCGUACAACGUCACAAGUGUUGACGCGAAGAUUCUGCCCGUUUUACCCAGCACCAGAACACCGCCACUCAGUUCGGCGGUAGUAUUCGAAGACACCUCAACCAGAAAACCCGAUCAAGUAAACCACGCAUCUGGCUUGACAACAUCAAAUGAACGCACACGUGUUCCAGCAACUAAAACAACGUUCAUAUUUCACCCAUUUACAUCGAAUCCACAAGCUCCGGCAAAGCAUUACGCUACUGUUCCACCAACUACAGCAACAUAUACGACAACUCCACCAACUGAGAAGGCACAUACAAUAAUGUCACCAGCUACAAUGAAACACAGCACGAUCUCACAAACUGCAACACAGCGGACAACCGUUCUUCCAACAUCAUCUAUGGAAACUACAAUUAUACCAAUAACAGCCAAGGAAAAAACAACAAUUCUACCAAUACCAGCCAAGGAAACAACAAUUCUAUCAAUACCAGCCAAGGAAACAACAAUUCUACCAAUACCAGCCAAGGAAACUACAAUUCUACCAAUAACAGCUAAGGAAACAAAAUUUUCACCAAAAGAUACAAUUCAAACAUCUUCAACAUAUAAAACUAUUCGACCAAUGGAAACAACUCCAAUAACUACAACAAAAAAGACAACUCACCCACCUACAACAACAGCUUCAACUAUUCCCCCAACAAUAGCUUCGACUAUUCCCCCAACAACAGCUUCAACUAUUUCCCCAACAACAGCUUCGACUAUUCCCCCGACAACUGCUUCAACUAUUUCCCCAACAACAGCUUUGACUAUUCCACCAAAAACUGCUUCAACUAUUCCCCCAACAACAGCUUUAACUAUUCCCGCAACAACAGCUUCGACUAUUCCCCCAACAACAGCUUCAACUAUUCCCGCAACAACAGCUUCAACUAUUCUCCCAACAACAGCUUUAACUAUUCCCGCAACAACAGCUUCGACUAUUCCCCCAACAACAGCUU